AUAAACAUUUUCUAAUACUUCAAUACCAUUCUUGGCUGUCACAACUCAUCAUAACAUUCAUUACAAACAUUUUCUGAUACUUCCCAGCACCACCAUGGAAGCUUUGCCUUUCACGCUGGUUGUCUCAUUUUGCAUGUGCAUGCUUCUCCAAUAUUAUCUCCAAGCUUGUAAUAUAAGGUAAUUGGCUUAUUGGGCAUUCGUAAUUUACUCAGAACGAACUUAGCUUUUUCUCCUUCAUUAUAUUUAGCCACCUCUUGACUUCAUUUUCUAGCUACUUGUGCUGAGUUAGGACCAAGUCAUAGUCAAAUUAAAGCCAAAUAAAUUAAUGGGCGACUUCAAAUUUUUGCUGCUUUUGUAGGCGACUUUGGAUGACUGGCGAUGAUUUUUGUUUGAAGACCAAUUAAAGAAUUAUUUUUUUGGCUGCUGUAAUAUUCCCUUUAUUGCAACAUCAUACAUGGCCCAAUAAUUUUCCCAUUUCAAGACCUAAAAGAUUUCAUCAUCUUUCAUAGUGUAAUUUGCCUGUGAGGCCUAUAUAUAUAGGAGGAUAUAUAAGUGUUUCAAAGAGGAGGCUAGUUAAAUUAAAGAGACAGAGAGCCCCCAUACUACAAAGAGGGUUCAAUUUCAACUUUCAGCCUCAAAAUGGGUGAAGGCGAUGAAGUGAAAUCCAAGUUUAAUGGAAUCCCGAGGCCAAAGUCUAAUCCUGGAACGCCAAGGCCAGUCUACGCAGCGCCGUCGCCACCGAUAUCAGCUCCUCCGUCGCAGCUUCACUCUCCAUCUUUAACACGGUCGCCUCUCCUGGCGUCUCCUGAUUACAUAGAGCCAAGCAAAACCCCAAAACCCUCAACCCCAAGAAAUUUAACCCCCAGAAUUAGAACCCCACGCUUUAUCACCCCUUUGAGUAGCCCCAUCAGAGCGGCUCUUAAACUCACAAGGCUUGAUCCUCAUGACGCCUGGCUCCCCAUCACUGAAUCCCGCAAUGGAAACGCCUACUACGCUGCGUUUCAUACUCUCUGUGCAGGAAUUGGAAUUCAAGCUCUUGUUCUCCCCGUGGCCUUCCCCAUUCUUGGCUGGAGUUGGGGUGUAAUAAGCUUGACGCUGAUCUUCAUAUGGCAACUUUACACUCUUUACAUACUUGUGGCACUUCAUGAAUCUGUUGAAACGGGCAUGCGUUACAGCAGAUAUCUUCAACUGUCCACUGUAGCUUUUGGUGAGAAGAUAGCGAGGUGGAUAGUCAUUUUCCCUCUGAUGUAUCUAUCGGCGGGGACUUGCAUGGCUCUGGUGAUGAUAGGAGGGUCAACAUCGAGGAUAUUCUACGAGACUGUGUGUGGGGGCACGUGCUCGGCAGGACCGGCGCCAUUAACACCUGUUGAGUGGCACCUGGUUUUUACAUGUGCUGCAGUUAUACUUUCUCAGCUCCCCAACUUGAACUCCAUUGCCGGAGUUUCUCUGAUCGGCGCCGCCACUGCCGUCGGGUAUUGUACCUCCAUUUGGGUGGUUUCAGUUUCGAAAGAUAGGCUGUCUGGCGUCUCGUACGACCCCGUUCAAGCUCCAAAUGACACGGAGAGGAUUUUUGAUAUCUUAAAUGCCCUUGGAAUCGUUGCUUUUGCAUUCAGAGGCCACAAUCUUUCUCUUGAGAUUCAGGCAACAAUGCCUUCUGAUGAGAAGCAUCCCUCAAGUGUACCCAUGUGGAAGGGUGUCAAAUUUGCAUAUCUAGUCAUUGCAAUGUGCUUAUUUCCUCUUGCAAUUGGAGGCUACUGGGCAUAUGGUCAAUUGAUCCCAGAAAAUGGAGGAAUGCUAACAGCCUUGUACGCCUUCCAUCAAUUGGACACAUCACGAUUCAUCCUAGGGUUAACAAGUCUAUUCGUCAUAAUCAACGCCGUUAGCUCAUUCCAAAUUUAUGGCAUGCCAGUAUUUGAUGCGUUGGAGUCAGUCUACACAAGAAGGACGAAGGGUCCAUGUCCAUGGUUUCUCCGAUCACUCUUUCGGAUCAUUUUCGGAUUCUUUAUGUUCUUUUUAGCCGUGGCAAUACCACUGCUGGGAAGCUCAGUCGGUCUAGUCGGAGGAGUUGCAUUGCCAGUGACAUUAGCCUAUCCAUGUUUCAUGUGGCUUAAAAUCAAGAAGCCUAAGAAAUAUAGUUGUAUGUAUAACCUGAACUGGUUUCUUGGUCUCCUAGGACUUACUCUAAGUGCAACGGUUGUUGCUGGAGGAGUUUAUGCUGUCAUUACUAAGGGUGUUAAGGUUAAUUUCUUCCACCCUAGCUGAAAAUUAGGAGUAAAUGACUGAGUAAUUAUAGAUUUUUUUUAAUUAUAAAUUAUGGCAUAAGUUUUACACCUUGGGGAUUAGGUUCAUCGAGUGUGAAUGGUGUAAAUUUUUAUUUCAUCGUUUAUGUAAAAUUAUGGGGUGACUGAUUUGAGUAUUUUUUGUUGUACGACGUUUAUUCUGUAAAGAAUGCAGAUAUUUAUAGUAAAUUUGUGUUUUUUUUUUUU
Mangifera indica (mango) is the source of this 2486-nucleotide messenger RNA. RefSeq names its product lysine histidine transporter-like 8. The record is from RefSeq and is a predicted model, not a curated record. NCBI's taxonomy places the organism in Eukaryota, Viridiplantae, Streptophyta, Magnoliopsida, Sapindales, Anacardiaceae. Gene Ontology annotation, cellular component: plasma membrane. The coding region runs from base 640 to 2262 and encodes 540 amino acids. The transcript is spliced from 5 exons.